UUGUGUCUGUACCUCUGUGGCACUCACCAAGUCAAAGGAUCCUAGUACUCUCGAAUUUUGCAUUGGCUUCUAGGCAAAGGCAAAUCAGCCCAGUGUUAACACAAUACUGCUAUUUACUUGGUAAAUGCCAGAGCACAACAGGCUGUGUCUCUGCUAUAUAUGGUUCGUACUGUCUAUGUUCGUCCACGGAGAAAGCAUUGCAAUCACUAAAGAUAUUCUACUUUGGGUGCUUGGGGCGAUAUCUUCAAGUCACAUAUCUACGAAUCUCUAUCGUAGAUACUACUCCGUUCCUCGACUAGAUAAUUGGCUACAUUGUACCAUCUCGGUUGGAUAAGAGUAUACCAAGCCUAAAGCGUAUUUACCAUAUUCUACAUCCGGUUGUCGCACACAGGUACUGUAUUUUACAGGCAGGA
Messenger RNA from Aspergillus brunneoviolaceus CBS 621.78, 413 nucleotides. RefSeq lists its product as uncharacterized. Bases 125 to 334 code for a protein of 69 amino acids. The record is from RefSeq and is a predicted model, not a curated record. Lineage: Eukaryota; Fungi; Ascomycota; Eurotiomycetes; Eurotiales; Aspergillaceae. The transcript has a single exon.